UGAUUUAUAGAGAACAGGCUGCCGUUUACUCCCAAGUCUUGCACCACGCUUCCGUUCAACUCCCCCCUCCACCCCCCUUCCUCUCCUAAUGCAGGCACACACAGCGCUACUUCAAACAGCGAUGCAGACUUAGCUGGACAGAAGGAACGGCCGUGUCCGGAAAAGACUCAGACUUCCAUUACCCCUGUGCCUGCACACCCCGCCUGCCUCCUGCUCCCGAUCUAGCACGGUGGGCGUAUCCUCGGCCUCUCUUUGCCUGUAAUACCGCCUUGCUUUCGGGCUGCAAUAUAGCGAAGUUUCCCGGUGAAUACCAUGCAUUUUUCGGCCAAUAUUUCUUGGCUGUUUCAGGACGUGCCUGAUUUUCCGGGCCGUAUUGAGGCUGCGUCUCAGAGCGGCUUCCGAGCGGUUGAGGUGGCCUGGCCCUACGCUUCCGAUAGGACUCUUUUUAAGGCGGCACUAAACAAUCACAACACUAGUCUGGUCCUACUCAACACCCCACCAGGUAACAUAGAAGCUGGUGAACUUGGCCUUGCUGCUGUGCCUGGCAGGCAAGAUGAAUUCCGAACAGGUCUCAAUGAAGCUGUCAGGUGGGCCAGUGAUUUAGGAUGUGACAGAAUUCAUAUCAUGGCAGGACGAGUGCCACUUGGUUUGGAACGACAAAAUAUUGAGGAAGAGAUGGAGGAGACAUUUAUUGAAAACCUCCAGUAUGCAGCAGACAUCCUUGCACAGGCUGGAAUGGUGGGACUUCUGGAACCUAUAAACUCCCUAAUCAGUGAACCUCGCUAUUUCCUGAACACACCUCAACAUGCUGCCUCAAUACUGCAGAAAGUGAAAAGACCAAAUUUAAAGCUUCAGAUGGACCUGUACCAUUGGCAGAUCAUGGGCGGUAACCUGACACAGAAUAUUAAGACUUAUUUUCCUUUAAUUGGUCAUGUACAGAUAGCACAAGUUCCUCAUCGAAAUGAGCCAGACAGCCCAGGGGAGCUGAACUUCAUGUAUCUAUUUGACCUACUGCAGGAGCUUGGAUACCAGGGAUAUGUAGGCUGUGAAUACAAACCUCAGGGUGACACUGCGAAAGGACUUGGCUGGAUGAAAAAGUAUCUCAAGUACUGUCAUGUUGAUAACAAAACAAAUUAAGGCCCAGGAUUAGGUUCCAGAAGACAAAUGCAGAAGGCACAUACAUAUGAGUUGUCUGUAAAUUUCUGAACAAGAAUAAUAAAAGUUCUGCUGAUAAAAUAGAGGGUA
This is a messenger RNA of Xenopus tropicalis (tropical clawed frog), 1245 nucleotides long. It is a transcript of the gene hyi, whose product is annotated as hydroxypyruvate isomerase (putative). The transcript is spliced from 9 exons. The record is from RefSeq and is a predicted model, not a curated record. Bases 313 to 1137 code for a protein of 274 amino acids. NCBI's taxonomy places the organism in Eukaryota, Metazoa, Chordata, Amphibia, Anura, Pipidae. Gene Ontology annotation, molecular function: hydroxypyruvate isomerase activity.